Messenger RNA from Coccinella septempunctata (seven-spotted ladybird), 1127 nucleotides. Its product is annotated as cytochrome c oxidase assembly protein COX18, mitochondrial. Gene Ontology annotation, cellular component: mitochondrial inner membrane. Lineage: Eukaryota; Metazoa; Arthropoda; Insecta; Coleoptera; Coccinellidae. The record is from RefSeq and is a predicted model, not a curated record. The transcript has 4 exons. Gene Ontology annotation, molecular function: membrane insertase activity. Gene Ontology annotation, biological process: protein insertion into mitochondrial inner membrane from matrix; mitochondrial respiratory chain complex IV assembly. The coding region runs from base 49 to 1125 and encodes 358 amino acids.
UAAAAAUAAUAAGAACAGUAGAAAUGACAGUAGAUUAGGAACGGUAAAAUGUUCUCUAUCAAACCAUUAUUGAGAAAAUCACUUCUGAAUCAACUUUCUUACAAAUGUAAAGCUUCCCUAUCCUAUUGUUGCAGUAAUGAUAAACAAUUAUGUGUUUCAAAAAGAAAUGUAGUUGAAUACCAUUCACAAAGGCAAAUAAGUAAUGCAGUUGCAAAUUCUCCAGAUUCGAAUUUUUUCCAAUAUUAUAGUGAAAUCUUCAGAGGCCUUUCUGAGAGCACGCCAGUUCUAUUUAUACAAAAAUCUCUUAUUGAUAUACACAAUUACAGUGGUUUGCCUUGGUGGGCAACUAUAAUAUGCUCAACUGUAUUACUUAGAGCGACUAUAACACUACCCCUAGCAAUAUAUCAACAAAUCAUUCUCGCAAGGUUAGAACUUCUGAAGUAUGAGAUGAAUGAACUAGUGAAAGAACUCAAAAAAGAAGCAACUAUAGCUACUAAGAUGUAUAAAUGGGAUGAAAGAACUGCCAGAAAUAUUUAUAAUUAUUCGUUGAAAUCAAAUUGGAAGAAAUUAAUAAUAAGGGAUAACUGCCAUCCAUUCAAAACAAGUAUUUUGUUAUGGGUCCAGAUACCUUUAUGGAUAUCUGUGUCAAUGAGUUUGAGAAAUUUGAUAUAUAUGCAGCCUGUUAAAAAUAUAUCCGCUGAAAUAAUUUCAAACCAACUGAGCUCUCAAGGAUUUUGUUGGAUACAGAAUCUGACUGAAGUAGAUAGUACUUACAUACUUCCUAUUACUUUUGGUUUGAUAAAUUUAUCUUUGAUUGAGCUUGCAACUAUGUCAAAAGUGACCGUACCUUCCAAACUCCAAAAAAUUAUGACCAAUAUAUUCAGAGGAUUUACUGUUUUAAUGAUACCUAUCAGUGCAUCAGUGCCUUCUGGUCUGGUUCUCUAUUGGACAACUUCCAGUAUGUUUGGCUUAGUUCAGAACUUAACGUUAUUAUCACCAAAAGUGAAAAGAUUCUGUCAAAUCCCACCGACACCAAGUGAACUAGAGAAUCCCUACAAACAAUUGAAAGAUACUUUGAAGAAUAGAAUAACUAGGAGAAAUAAAAAAAAUCUUGACAACUGUUGAAA